Messenger RNA from Paramecium sonneborni, 1017 nucleotides. The record is from the annotation of a GenBank genome assembly. NCBI's taxonomy places the organism in Eukaryota, Ciliophora, Oligohymenophorea, Peniculida, Parameciidae.
AUGAAUUAACAAAGUUUUGUAUAAGUUACUUAGGAAUAUGAUUAAGUACAAAAAAGAGUCAAUUCAUUGAAAUUUUAAUUAAGAGAUAUUGAUUAAAAGAAUUUUCUAUUGUAGACAAAAUUAAAGGAUUUAAGAUAGAUUUCUCCUAGAUUAUAAAAAUCACCAUUUACUUAAUUAUAAGAAUAAUUGAGAUUAGAUAGAAAAUAGAUAAUAGAAUAAUUUAAACCUAUUGUAGAAUAGGAAGGAAUAUAUCUAAGAAAUGAAAGAAUAAAAACAGAAAACUAAUUACAAUUAUCUAAAAUAAGUGAAAUUUAAUAGAAAAAAAAUAAGGUAAAAUUGAUGGAAGAAUUUGAUUAAGAAGUAACUAAAAGAAGAGCAUAUUAUUAAGAAAAAAAAAUAAAAGAAGUUAGGUAAAGAUAACUAUAAGAAAUGGAAAUUUAUAGAAUAAUUCUAAAUAAAAAGCUUGUAGAAAUAAGUCAAUUAAAAAAGUAAGAAAAAGGAUUAAUAGACGAAAUAUAAAGGUAAAUUUUUUCAUUUUUACUUAGCGCAAAAAGUAGAGAACAAUAAUUAUGCAAUAAAUUUUGUAAUGCUUUAGUUAAUGAUAAUAGUCUAAUUUUACCUUCAAUUUAGAAAUUAAAUAGUAAAAUGAGUUAAAAUUCUAAUUCUAAAUAAUAAAAAACGGGUUGUUUACCAUUCUAAAAAUCAGGCAAGGUGUUUGAAAGACUUUAAAGAAGUGAAACCAGAAAUGAUAAUUAAAUAAUAUAAUAAGAAGAAACUAGAAGAUUAUAAUUAGAUUCAAGAAAAAAAUCGUAAUCUAUAGAUUAAUUAAACAUUGCGUGUUAAACUACUUUUCUUAUUCAAGAUCAAAAUUAGGAAAGUAUUUAAAAUUCUUAAAAUUAUGAAUCAUAUUUGAAUAGUUAAAAGGAAAAGACUUUAGAAAAAUCUUAACAAAAUUUGACAUCAGAAGAAAUAAAAGAUUAAUAAGAAUAAAAUAAAUAAAGUAAUAAAAAAAAUUGA